Messenger RNA from Ceratitis capitata (Mediterranean fruit fly), 1208 nucleotides. RefSeq names its product RNA-binding protein 42. The transcript has a single exon. The coding region runs from base 88 to 1059 and encodes 323 amino acids. Gene Ontology annotation, molecular function: mRNA binding. The record is from RefSeq and is a predicted model, not a curated record. Lineage: Eukaryota; Metazoa; Arthropoda; Insecta; Diptera; Tephritidae.
ACAGAUUUUGUAUACAGUGUAGUUUUGACAUCCCAUAUAUCAAGUUAUAUUUUCUACUUUACAUAAGUUGUAUAAUAAAUUAAUAAAAUGGCCACAAAACGUAAACACAUCGAGGACGAAUUGUCUCGUUUCGAAGCAGAAAUAUCCAAACCUACUUCACAACCUACACGCAAUUUGUUUGUUCCCAGUCAAGUACGACCUAUAAUUGCUGCAAACACCUAUAGUCAGGUACAGCAAAAGUUGCAGCAACAACCAUCUCACACCACUGCGUCUACACCAGCAACAUCGUCGUCAUUUACACCCGUGCAAGCUCCUCGUAUAUCUGUACCGCCGCCGACAAUUCCGCCACCAACAUUCAUGUCAACAUUUGUUCCAACGCAGGCUAAUAGUAAUGGUGGUGUAUUAAAAUCUGGCGUGCCACCUUCGUCCAGCAUGAUGGCCACACCAGUCGUAGUUAGCAGUGCACCUAAAUUAUACCAAAGUAGACAAUCGGUGAACGUUCCGGCUACACCACAUAUAGAUAUCAAUGCCAUACAAUUCGACGUAACUCAAAAACUAAAGAAACUGAAAGCAGAAAAAUCUGGUCCUAAUCCCAUAGCAGAAGAAGCAAUUAAAGCUGCAAGAGCAUCAUCGGCUUUGCAAUCGUUUCAAACAAGUGAACGCAAAAAGAAAGACCGCAAAACAAUUCGUGUAGCCGGUGGGACUGUUUGGGAAGAUUCUUCAUUGGCGGAUUGGCCAGAUGAUGAUUUUCGCAUAUUUUGUGGUGAUUUAGGUAAUGAUGUAAAUGAUGAAGUUUUAACCCGGACAUUUAAUAAGUAUCCAUCGUUUCAAAGAGCGCGUGUGGUGCGAGAUAAACGUACUGGUAAGAGUAAAGGUUUUGGUUUUGUAAGUUUUCGGGAGCCGGCAGAUUUUAUACGUGCUAUGAAAGAAAUGGAUGGCCGAUAUGUUGGUAGUAGGCCAAUAAAAUUGAGAAAGAGUACAUGGAGACAGCGCAGUUUGGACGUGGUUAAAAAGAAGGAGCGCGAGAAACAAUUACUAUUGCAGUCAUUCAAUUCCUAAAUAAGACUUAAUUUGGAAUAUAUUCGAUACCUAAACUGCGUACUAACUAGGAGUACUGAAGUUUUGUAUUUUGUUGAUUUUAGUUUUAGAUAUUAAAAGUUGUACAAGCAACUUGUACGACAUUGAAAAUAAACAAUAUUUUAUAACAA